Rattus rattus (black rat) is the source of this 8547-nucleotide messenger RNA. It is a transcript of the gene Scn3a, whose product is annotated as sodium voltage-gated channel alpha subunit 3. Lineage: Eukaryota; Metazoa; Chordata; Mammalia; Rodentia; Muridae. The transcript has 27 exons. Gene Ontology annotation, cellular component: plasma membrane; axon; voltage-gated sodium channel complex. The record is from RefSeq and is a predicted model, not a curated record. Gene Ontology annotation, biological process: membrane depolarization during action potential; neuronal action potential; sodium ion transmembrane transport. Gene Ontology annotation, molecular function: voltage-gated sodium channel activity. Bases 411 to 6266 code for a protein of 1951 amino acids.
AGUGUUUUGUCGUUUGCGCAAUGGCGUGUGUCUGCCAGUAGAUGGCAGUGACACGUUGGGUGCUGCCAACCUUUUCUUUUUUUUCUUUCUUUUUUUUUUUCCCUUCCAGGGCCGUUUUCUGAUAUAUGUUGGGUACCAUAGAGUGAAUCUCAGAACAGGAAGCGGAGGCAUAAGCAGAGAGGAUUCUGGAAAGGUCUCUUUGUUUUCAUGUCCACAGAGAAAGCAAGGGGGAAAAAAUUGAAUGUAAUUUGCAAAUCCCUGUGGCCCAAAUCUGAAGAACUACAGGGGGUGGCACGGUCCAUUCUAACCAUCUUGGAUGCUGUCCUUUGUUGAGCUGUGAUUCCUAAGGCUCUCCAUCAGGCAAUUCUUAUGCAAGAAGCUAAACGUAAUUAAAUGUGCAGGAUGAAAAGAUGGCCCAGGCACUGCUGGUACCCCCAGGACCUGAGAGCUUCCGCCUUUUCACUCGAGAAUCUCUUGCUGCUAUCGAAAAGCGUGCUGCAGAAGAGAAAGCCAAGAAACCCAAGAAAGAGCAAGACAUUGACGAUGAGAACAAACCAAAGCCAAACAGCGACUUGGAAGCUGGGAAGAACCUUCCAUUUAUCUAUGGAGACAUUCCUCCAGAGAUGGUGUCGGAGCCCCUGGAGGACCUGGACCCCUACUAUGUCAGUAAGAAAACUUUUGUAGUGUUGAAUAAAGGGAAGGCGAUUUUUCGAUUCAGCGCCACCUCCGCCCUGUAUAUUUUAACUCCGCUAAACCCUGUUAGGAAAAUUGCCAUUAAGAUUUUGGUACACUCUUUGUUCAGCAUGCUUAUCAUGUGCACUAUUUUGACCAACUGUGUAUUUAUGACGUUGAGUAAUCCUCCCGACUGGACAAAGAAUGUAGAGUAUACGUUCACUGGGAUCUAUACCUUUGAGUCACUUAUAAAGAUCUUGGCAAGAGGGUUUUGCUUAGAAGACUUCACCUUCCUCCGUGACCCAUGGAACUGGCUGGAUUUCAGUGUCAUUGUGAUGGCAUAUGUGACAGAGUUUGUGGACCUGGGCAAUGUCUCAGCGCUGAGAACGUUCAGAGUUCUCCGAGCAUUGAAAACAAUAUCAGUCAUUCCAGGUUUAAAGACCAUCGUGGGGGCCCUGAUCCAGUCCGUGAAGAAGCUGUCCGACGUCAUGAUCCUCACUGUGUUCUGUCUCAGUGUCUUUGCUCUAAUUGGGCUGCAGCUCUUCAUGGGCAACCUGAGGAAUAAAUGCUUGCAGUGGCCCCCGAGCGAUUCUGCUUUUGAAACCAACACUACUUCCUACUUCAAUGGCACAAUGGAUUCAAAUGGGACAUUUGUUAAUGUAACAAUGAGCACUUUCAACUGGAAGGAUUAUAUCGCAGAUGACAGUCACUUUUAUGUCUUGGAUGGACAGAAAGAUCCUUUACUCUGUGGAAAUGGCUCCGAUGCAGGACAAUGUCCAGAAGGGUACAUCUGUGUGAAGGCUGGACGGAACCCCAACUACGGCUACACAAGCUUUGACACCUUCAGCUGGGCCUUCUUGUCCCUGUUCCGACUCAUGACUCAGGACUACUGGGAGAAUCUUUACCAGUUGACAUUGCGUGCAGCUGGGAAAACCUACAUGAUAUUUUUCGUCCUGGUCAUUUUCUUGGGCUCGUUUUAUUUGGUGAACUUGAUCCUGGCUGUGGUGGCCAUGGCCUAUGAGGAGCAGAACCAGGCCACACUGGAGGAGGCUGAACAGAAGGAGGCAGAGUUUCAGCAGAUGCUGGAGCAACUGAAGAAGCAGCAGGAGGAGGCUCAGGCAGUGGCUGCAGCCUCCGCGGCAUCCAGAGACUUCAGUGGAAUAGGAGGGUUAGGAGAACUUCUGGAGAGUUCUUCAGAAGCUUCCAAGUUGAGCUCCAAGAGUGCUAAGGAGUGGAGGAACCGGAGGAAGAAGAGGAGACAGAGGGAACACUUGGAGGGAAACCACAGAGCCGAUGGAGACAGGUUUCCCAAGUCGGAAUCGGAAGACAGUGUCAAGCGAAGAAGCUUCCUGCUCUCCCUGGAUGGCAACCCGCUGACUGGCGACAAGAAGCUGUGCUCUCCCCACCAGUCUCUCUUGAGUAUCCGUGGCUCCCUGUUUUCCCCAAGACGCAAUAGCAAAACGAGCAUUUUCAGCUUCAGAGGUCGGGCGAAGGACGUGGGGUCUGAGAAUGACUUUGCAGACGAUGAGCACAGCACCUUCGAGGACAGCGAGAGCAGGAGAGACUCCCUGUUUGUGCCGCACAGACCUGGAGAGCGACGCAACAGUAACGGUACCACCACUGAAACGGAAGUCAGGAAGAGAAGGCUAAGUUCUUACCAGAUUUCCAUGGAAAUGCUGGAGGAUUCCUCUGGAAGACAAAGAGCCAUGAGCAUAGCCAGUAUCCUGACCAACACCAUGGAGGAACUUGAAGAAUCUAGACAGAAGUGCCCACCGUGCUGGUAUAGAUUCGCCAAUGUGUUUUUGAUCUGGGAUUGCUGUGAUGCAUGGUUAAAAGUGAAGCAUCUUGUGAAUUUAAUUGUGAUGGAUCCAUUCGUUGAUCUUGCCAUAACAAUUUGCAUCGUAUUAAAUACACUGUUCAUGGCCAUGGAGCACUACCCCAUGACCCAGCAGUUCAGCAGUGUGCUGACUGUGGGAAACCUGGUCUUCACUGGGAUCUUCACAGCCGAAAUGGUCCUUAAAAUCAUUGCCAUGGACCCCUAUUAUUAUUUCCAAGAGGGCUGGAAUAUUUUCGAUGGAAUUAUUGUUAGCCUGAGUUUAAUGGAGCUUGGCCUGGCAAAUGUGGAGGGGCUGUCUGUGCUUCGGUCCUUCAGACUGCUCCGAGUCUUCAAGUUGGCAAAGUCCUGGCCCACACUGAACAUGCUCAUUAAGAUCAUCGGCAACUCGGUGGGCGCACUGGGCAACCUGACCCUGGUGCUGGCCAUCAUCGUCUUCAUUUUUGCCGUGGUUGGCAUGCAGCUGUUUGGAAAGAGCUACAAGGAGUGUGUCUGUAAGAUCAACGAGGACUGCAAGCUGCCACGCUGGCACAUGAACGACUUCUUCCACUCCUUCCUGAUCGUGUUCCGUGUGCUGUGUGGGGAGUGGAUAGAGACCAUGUGGGACUGCAUGGAGGUCGCGGGCCAGACCAUGUGCCUUAUUGUGUUCAUGUUGGUCAUGGUGAUUGGGAACCUUGUGGUUCUGAACCUCUUUCUGGCCUUAUUGUUGAGUUCCUUUAGUUCAGACAACCUUGCUGCUACUGACGAUGAUAACGAAAUGAACAACCUCCAGAUUGCAGUGGGAAGGAUGCAAAAGGGAAUUGAUUUUGUGAAAAGUAAGAUAGGGGAGUGCUUCCGAAAAGCGUUUUUCAGAAAGCCGAAAGUGAUAGAAAUCCAAGAAGGCAACAAAAUAGACAGCUGCAUGUCCAAUAACACGGGCAUCGAAAUAAGCAAAGAGCUUAACUACCUUAAAGACGGUAAUGGAACCACCAGCGGCGUGGGAACCGGAAGCAGUGUGGAAAAAUACGUAAUCGAUGAAAAUGACUACAUGUCAUUCAUCAACAACCCCAGCCUCACCGUGACUGUGCCAAUUGCUGUGGGAGAGUCUGACUUUGAAAAUUUAAAUACGGAAGAGUUCAGCAGUGAGUCAGAACUGGAAGAAAGUAAGGAGAAAUUAAAUGCAACCAGCUCUUCGGAAGGAAGCACAGUUGAUGUUGCUCCACCCCGAGAAGGUGAACAAGCAGAAAUUGAACCUGAGGAGGACCUUAAGCCAGAAGCUUGUUUUACUGAAGGGUGCAUUAAAAAAUUCCCCUUCUGCCAAGUAAGUACAGAAGAAGGUAAAGGAAAAAUAUGGUGGAAUCUUAGGAAGACGUGCUACAGCAUUGUGGAACACAACUGGUUUGAGACGUUCAUUGUGUUCAUGAUUCUCCUCAGUAGUGGCGCUUUGGCCUUUGAGGAUAUAUACAUUGAGCAGCGAAAGACGAUCAAGACCAUGCUGGAGUAUGCAGACAAGGUCUUCACGUACAUCUUCAUCCUGGAGAUGCUCCUCAAAUGGGUGGCCUAUGGAUUUCAAACCUAUUUCACCAAUGCCUGGUGCUGGUUGGACUUCCUGAUCGUUGAUGUUUCUUUGGUUAGCCUGGUAGCCAAUGCUCUUGGUUACUCAGAACUUGGUGCCAUCAAAUCCCUACGGACACUGAGAGCUCUGAGGCCGCUCCGAGCCUUAUCCCGCUUUGAAGGCAUGAGGGUGGUUGUGAAUGCUCUUGUUGGUGCAAUUCCCUCCAUCAUGAAUGUGUUAUUGGUGUGUCUCAUCUUCUGGCUGAUUUUUAGCAUCAUGGGUGUGAAUCUGUUUGCUGGAAAGUUCUAUCACUGUGUAAACACGACGACAGGCAACAUGUUUGAAAUAAAAGAAGUGAACAAUUUCAGUGACUGUCAGGCUCUUGGCAAGCAAGCCCGGUGGAAGAAUGUGAAAGUCAACUUUGACAACGUUGGGGCUGGCUACCUGGCAUUGCUGCAAGUGGCCACAUUCAAAGGCUGGAUGGACAUCAUGUACGCAGCUGUUGAUUCGCGGGACGUCAAACUGCAGCCCAUCUAUGAAGAAAACCUGUACAUGUACCUGUACUUUGUCAUCUUCAUCAUCUUCGGCUCGUUCUUCACUCUAAAUCUAUUCAUCGGUGUCAUCAUAGACAACUUCAACCAGCAGAAGAAGAAGUUUGGAGGUCAAGACAUCUUUAUGACAGAAGAACAGAAGAAAUACUACAAUGCAAUGAAGAAGCUCGGCUCAAAGAAACCGCAGAAGCCCAUCCCUCGGCCUGCAAACAAAUUUCAAGGGAUGGUCUUUGAUUUUGUAACCAGACAAGUGUUUGACAUCAGCAUCAUGAUCCUCAUCUGCCUCAACAUGGUGACCAUGAUGGUGGAAACGGACGACCAGAGCAAAUACAUGACCCUGGUUUUGUCCCGAAUCAACCUAGUGUUCAUCGUCCUCUUCACUGGGGAGUUUCUGCUGAAGCUCAUCUCCCUCAGAUACUACUACUUCACGAUAGGGUGGAACAUCUUUGACUUUGUGGUGGUGAUUCUCUCGAUUGUAGGAAUGUUUCUCGCGGAGCUGAUAGAGAAGUAUUUCGUGUCCCCUACCCUGUUCCGAGUCAUCCGCCUGGCCAGGAUUGGACGAAUCCUACGCCUGAUCAAAGGCGCCAAGGGGAUCCGCACACUGCUCUUUGCUCUGAUGAUGUCCCUUCCUGCGCUGUUCAACAUCGGCCUCCUGCUUUUCCUGGUCAUGUUCAUCUACGCCAUCUUUGGGAUGUCCAACUUUGCCUACGUUAAAAAAGAGGCUGGAAUUGAUGACAUGUUCAACUUUGAGACCUUUGGCAACAGCAUGAUCUGCUUGUUCCAAAUCACCACCUCUGCCGGCUGGGACGGACUGCUGGCCCCCAUCCUCAACAGCGCACCUCCCGACUGUGACCCCGAUGCAAUUCACCCCGGAAGCUCGGUGAAGGGGGACUGUGGGAACCCAUCCGUGGGGAUUUUCUUUUUUGUCAGCUACAUCAUCAUAUCCUUCCUGGUGGUGGUGAACAUGUACAUCGCUGUCAUCCUGGAGAACUUCAGCGUUGCCACCGAAGAAAGUGCAGAGCCCCUGAGUGAGGACGACUUUGAGAUGUUCUACGAGGUCUGGGAGAAGUUCGACCCUGACGCCACUCAGUUCAUAGAGUUCUGCAAGCUCUCUGACUUUGCAGCUGCCCUGGAUCCUCCCCUCCUCAUCGCAAAGCCAAACAAAGUCCAGCUCAUUGCCAUGGACCUGCCCAUGGUGAGUGGAGACCGCAUCCACUGCCUGGACAUCUUGUUUGCUUUUACAAAGCGGGUCCUGGGUGAGAGUGGAGAGAUGGACGCUCUUCGAAUCCAGAUGGAAGAUCGGUUCAUGGCUUCCAACCCCUCCAAGGUCUCUUAUGAGCCCAUUACCACCACUCUGAAACGGAAACAAGAGGAGGUGUCUGCUGCUAUCAUUCAGCGUAAUUAUAGAUGUUAUCUUUUAAAGCAACGGUUAAAAAACAUAUCGAGUAAAUACGACAAAGAGACAAUCAAGGGAAGGAUUGACUUGCCUAUAAAAGGAGAUAUGGUUAUUGACAAAUUAAAUGGGAAUUCCACCCCAGAAAAGACGGAUGGGAGUUCCUCUACAACCUCUCCUCCUUCCUAUGACAGUGUAACAAAGCCAGAUAAGGAGAAGUUUGAGAAAGACAAACCAGAAAAAGAAAUCAAAGGGAAAGAGGUCAGAGAGAAUCAAAAGUAAAAAGAGACAAAGAAAUGUCUUUGUAAUCAAUUGUUUACAGCCUCUGAAGGUAAAGUAUCCGUGUCAACUGGACUCUAAGGAGAGGUCCAUGCCAAACUGACUGUUUCAACAAAUACUCAAGGUCAGUGCCUAUACCAGACAGUGACCUCUGUCACUGCCACUCUGUGAGACAGGGUAUCAACAUUGACAAGAGGUUGCUGCUUCCAUUACCAGCUGACACUGCUGAGGAGAACUCCAUUGUGCAAGUGACCCGUCAUCAUGCCACCAAACUCCAUUAGUACAACGCUCCUGUCAUCUAUUUUUAACAUUCACAUUUGCCAUAUUUUUACAAAAUCUGUCCCAGUGUAUCUUCCUGGUCCCCACUUCAUAGUCUGUUCAUAAUACUAUGUCACUAUUUUUGUAAAUGAAGUUUACGUUGAGGGAAAAUAUAUAUAUAAGAAUCCCGUGUUGCUAAGUCCACAAGUUUCUCCAGUAAUCAUAAAAAAAAAUAUUUUGCCUGAGAGCUGAAAUUAUUGCUCAAAACAAAAAAGAAUAAAUUCUAAUGUUAACAGUUUCAAAUACUUCCACUUUUUGGAUGGUGUUAGCUUACAAGUAUUUUGGUCUGUUAUGUUUGUUUAUAUCUGAGCAGUUAUGUGCCUGUAAAGACUCCUCUAAUAUUUAAAGGAUUAUUUUUAUGCAAAAUAUUUUGUUUCAGCAAGUGCAAAUUUUAUUCUGUUUCAGAGUUCUAUAUUUAAUUUUAGUUAAGCAUCCUCCCUCCAAAAAAUUUAUCUAACGUUUCUGUUAUUUAAAAAAAAAAAAACUCUCCAAAGUAUCACUUUAGAAUAGUUGUUCCACUUCAUGUGGAGUAUUUCUUUGCCAUCUUCUGCUCUCAGCAAAACUGACAAUUUAUAUCAAUUAAAUACCCUCUGUUAUGUAAAUAGUUAUUUUAUCCUGUGGUGCAUGUUUGGGCAAAUAUAUAUAUAAACGUAUAUAUAGCCUAAUACACAAAUUCUAUUAAAUCGAAUGUGUACCACAGUGUAUGUGUCUUUUGCAAGCUUCCAACAGGGAGGUAUCCUGUACCAUUCAUUACACAGAAAUAGUUGGGGAGGCUAUCACUAAUGCAUGCUAAUAUUGCCUAAGCUGCUCUAUUUUAACCAAUCCAUUUAUCACAUGUUUCGGUAAGAAGAGUCACAUGUUGGUGGCAGAAUGAAUUCAACCUGCUCUCUGUCUCCAUGUCAAUAAAUUCUCAUCGAUAUUACUUUAAAAUAACUUUUUUUUUUGCAUCGUUAGUUUAACUCGAGUAUCACAAUGUGUCUUUAUUGAUUUCAAGGAGACACACUGUACAGGGCCUACUACCAAAUCCUACACAUCAUGGUUUGCUAGAAAACAAAAACAAAAAAAGAUCAAGAUUUGUUUAAAUAUAAAUAAUGUAAAAUAUAAUCCGUUUUUCUUUGUCAGCAUUUGUACAUAAGAAAAUUAUUUUCAGGUUAAUGACAUGGCACUUUAUUUUACCUUAUCCUUUUGCUUCUUAUUUUUAAAUCGAAACUCCAAACUUUUGCAUCCAAAAAAAGACUUUUCAGCAGAUAAUUUCCUAAAAUAAAAGUUAGACAAUGGGUUUUAUGGAUUUCUUUGUUAUAAUAUAUUUUCUACCAUUCUAAUAAGAGAUACGUUGGUCAAAAAAUCUCAAACCCUGACCAUUUUCUACCAACUCUGGUUGCCUGCAGAGAAUCCUUCACUCAUGGAAGUUUGGUUUUUUUUAACUCAGCUUUUGUAGCAUUUGCAGACGCAGACUAGGUUUAUUUUUUUAAAUCCUGCUGCACUAAAGUUAUCACGGCUAUAACAUGGGCUCUGGCCUUUUUAACCAGGAACAAAGUGGGAAAGUUGUGCAAUUACCUAACAUGAUACAAUUCUUUUCUUCUUUUACUUCUUUCCUUUUUGUUUUUUUCACAAACUGAAAGUUUAAAGUUCAUUCCUUUUACAAAACUAUUUACUGUAGUGUACUGACGAACUGCAUGCAGGGAAUUGCUACUACUAAAAGAAUGGUGAGCUACUUCAUUAUUGAGCCAAAAGAAUAAAUAUUUCGUUUUUUUUUUUUUUUUAACUGUAUCUCAUUUGUUGGACUGAGGUUUUUUGUUUUUCUCUUUUUCUUUUUUUUUAACUAUUGGCGGGUAAAAAUUUACACAACAAAAGAAAACCUGUAUUUGAUUUGACAUUUGUAUUCAUAGAAGUUCACAUGAGUUUUGUAACACCCUGCUACAUUAUCUACCGAGAAGUUUGUCAAAAUAAAGACUAGUUAAAAGCA